This is a messenger RNA of Ustilaginoidea virens, 1617 nucleotides long. RefSeq lists its product as uncharacterized. The record is from RefSeq and is a predicted model, not a curated record. NCBI's taxonomy places the organism in Eukaryota, Fungi, Ascomycota, Sordariomycetes, Hypocreales, Clavicipitaceae. Gene Ontology annotation, molecular function: protein binding. The transcript has 3 exons. The coding region runs from base 1 to 1617 and encodes 538 amino acids.
AUGACUGCGGACCCUCCUUCUUCUGCCUUUACCGGCGUCAUCGUCGGCCUCGUCUCCUCGUUUGGGUCCAUCAUCUUCAUCGCCGUGGUUGUCUUUAUCUUUUGGGCGUCGGGAUGCGCGGGAUGCGCGGGAUCCGGUCGGAUCAUCCUCGACCGGCUCGGGCGACCCGGCGAGUAUGACGACGACGAGGCCUUUGCGAGGGAGGAGGCCGAGGCGCUGGACACCAUGGAUGAUAUGGCGCGGGCGGAAUAUCUCAGAGCAAAAGCUUUUGUAACGGCCAACCCCCCGGAGUCGCUGCCUACAGACAUCUCCCUCUCGCAGUACCUCGCGAUUCAGGAAAAAGGCAUUUCGGCCUGGGAGUUUGAGCCCGAGCUGGAAGUUGCCAAUUGCUUUGUCGAGGCCCGCACCGAGAUUGAAUUCUUUGACUCUGAAUGCACCGUCAUGAGCAAUCUGCCUGUGCCGAAGCAGAAUGACGUCUACUACUGGGAAGCCAAGAUUUACGACAAGCCCGACAGCACACUCUUGAGCAUAGGGAUGGCUACCAAGCCGUAUCCCUUGUUUCGACUGCCUGGCUACCACAAAUACUCGGUCGCCUACUUCUCAGACGGUUCCCGCCACUACAACCAGCCAUUCAGCUCUACGCCGUACGGCCCGAAACUGGUCCAAGGCGACGUCGUCGGCGUCGGAUACAGACCAAGGACCGGCGCCAUCUUCUUCACCCGCAACGGCAAGCGGUUCGACGAGGUAGUCCACGGGCUCAAGUCGCAAAACUUCUUCCCCGCCGUCGGCGCCAGAGGUCCCGCCAUUGUCCACGUCAACCUGGGGCAGUCGGGCUUUGUCUUCAUCGAGGCAAACGUCAAGAAAUGGGGUCUCGCCCCCGUCACGGGGAGUCUGGCGCCGCCGCCGCCAUACGGCUCCGAGCAGGGCAGCAUCCUGCUGGAGAUUGGGACAAAGGACGGCAUGACGUCGAGGCAGGGCCGACCUCACGGGCAGUCGGUCAGCGGCUCGCCCUACACCGUCGGGCCGCGCAGCAGCUUCGGCCUCGGCCUGCACGGGCGGACGAGAAGCGGCAACUUUCGGGUGCUGCCGCCGACGAGCCCCGGGCCUGUCCGCAGCCCUACCGACAUUUCUCUGGCCCAGCUGGUGCCCAACGACGACGAGGGCGAGGCCAGCGGCAGCAACCGAGACGCCAGCCAGCAUGAACAACACCAACACCUUGGUCAACAGCAGCAGCAGCAGCAGCAGCAGCAACUGCACCAAGAGCAUCAUGGCGACGACGAAAACCCGCUGCAUCUGCACCUGGAGGACGCGACCAACCCUCCGCCGGGCUAUGCCAGCCCCACCCCGUCCGAUUCCGAGGACCGGCGACGAUGCAGCAUGGACGGCGAGGACACGCCUCUCAUGCGGGCCAGCGGCACGCGCAGCCGGGGCAACUCGUCUGCCACGGUGACGCCGCAGACGCCGCCGCAUCCUCCGGUCCCCAGCUACAGCGACGCGGUCCGAGCCGGUGCCGGUGCCGGUGCCGGGCAGCAUGGGCGCGGGCGCGGGCACGGGCACGGGCACGCACACGGGCAGCGGCGAGGCAGCGUGGGCUCGGCAUCCUCGGCCAACUCCUAA